GAAGGAACGACAGCCGCAUUCAUUGGCUUCAAUGUUCUUUCUGCCACAGGGACUGAAUUAUAUAAUCACGUUGGAAGUCCUGCAUUAAACGCAUUUGGAGCGCUUUUCCGAGUUCAGCAGAAGGCAUAGCGAGGUCCUGUCUUGUAGCAGGCAGCUAGCAUAGGCACAGUCUCCGCGAUGAGCAGAUGAACGUCGUCGCAAGCUGGCCUUGAUGGACACGAGACAGACAUGUCUCGAGACGCCCUCCCUCUCUACCACCCGAGCAACAAUGCUCCCUCCCGUGCCACAUCACAGAGCCUACAACCUCCCGCGGAUGCUCCCAAACGCGGCCACUCCCGCGCAAAGUCACGGGUCAAGAUACCGGGCCAACAGUCGGUGACAUCCAUCCACGCCCAACUCAGCGCAGAGCAAGUCGCAGAACGACAUUCCACCUCGUUGAGCCAUGGCCUGCACCCCUCGGACGCCAACACACGCCUGCACGUGCAAGGACCCAAUGAGCUCCCCCGCGAGGAGCCGGAGGCGUUGUGGCUACGCUUCGUCAAGCAGUUCCAGGAGACGCUCAUCCUGUUAUUACUGGCAAGCGCCGCCAUCUCCGCCAUCAUGGGCAACUUCGAGGAUGCGGUGAGCAUAGCGGUGGCAGUCACGAUCGUGGUGACGGUGGCAUUCGUGCAGGAGUACCGGAGUGAGAAGAGCUUGGAGGCGUUGAACCAAUUGGUCCCGCAUAGCGCGCAUGUUAUACGAAGUACCGCCAGCAGUCGGCCGAACGGAUCGGCCCAAGCAAAUGGCACACCGCAUGGCCCUGGCACGGCUGACUUGGGCACGGCGGAGAAGGCGAGCACGACCAUCUCCGCCUCGCAGCUCGUGACGGGAGAUUUGGUGCUGUUUCAUACGGGCGAUCGCAUACCUGCUGACAUCCGCAUCACGCAUUCCGCGGACCUGAGCAUAGACGAGAGUAAUCUGACGGGCGAGAAUGAGCCGGUUGGCAAGACGGCGGAAACACUAAGCCCGGGACAGCAUGGGGUGAACGGCAGCAUCAGCACACCCUUCUCCGCACCCAGCAUGGGCGGUGAGUUGCGAUUGAACGAGCAACAUAACAUCGCAUUCAUGGGUACAUUAGUACGAACAGGAUACGGCCAGGGUAUCGUGAUCGGCACAGGCGGAGAGACAGAGUUUGGCGCAAUCAGCGCAAGCCUGCAGGAGAUUGAAUCCCCACGCACACCCCUGCAACUAUCUAUGGAUCGACUGGGCAAGGACCUGAGCUACAUGUCCUUCGGCGUCAUCGGCCUGAUCAUGCUCGUCGGGCUCUGGCGCGGCCUGCGCUUCCUCGAGCUCUUCCAAAUCGGCGUUUCUCUCGCCGUAGCCGCGAUACCGGAAGGUCUCCCCAUCAUCGUCACCGUCACGCUGGCCCUCGGCGUACUACGCAUGAGCAAGCGCAAUGCGAUCGUACGCCGACUGCCCAGUGUGGAGACGCUGGGCAGCGUGAACGUGGUGUGCUCGGACAAGACCGGCACGCUGACGAUCAACCACAUGACCGUCACCAAACUGUGGGGGUUUGGAUCCGAUGCGCCGGAGGAGGUGGGUAAAGUGCAUAAGACUGCACCGAAUGGGCCUAUCACGCAGGCAAUUCUAAGAACGGCGAAUAUUGUCAACAAUGCCCGUUUGAACACGCAUGUCCAGACGCAGGGACACGUGUCGUCGGCGGCGGCCCAGGCGGUGUUGGCGAGCACAAGAAGUGGGGAGGAAUUGGCGGCGGCGAAGAGUCGGUGGGCUGGUCAGCCGACUGAUGUUGCUUUACUCGACUUACUCGACGCUUUUGGCGAGGAUGAUAUACGGGAGAAGCUUGGAGCGCGGAAGCACGAGAUCCCUUUCUCCAGCGAGCGGAAAUGGAUGGGUGUCGCGAUCCAAGGCCAAGACGGCGAGGAGCGGGCGUACAUCAAAGGCGCGCUUGAGCGAGUGCUGGGCCGCUGUGAUCGAUACCUCGACGCUCAAGGACAGGAAGUCGUACUGGACGACAAAGCCCGCAGACGCGUCGAAGAAGCCGCCGACACAAUGGCAGAAGAAGGCCUGCGCGUGCUCUCCUUCGCCUCCGGACCCGUUCGUACACCCGAACGCACACCCACCGCACCCUCCCGAUCCUCCACCCGCUCCGGCGCCUCCACCCCGGCCUCCGUCAACGGCGACAGAUCAGCAUCCUCCACCCACGACGACACCUACACCUCCCUAACCUUCACCGGCCUCGUAGGCAUGUCCGACCCGCCCCGCCCCGGCGUCGACCGCAGCAUCCGCCGCCUCAUGGCCAGCGGGGUCAAAGUCAUCAUGAUCACCGGCGAUGCCGAAGUCACCGCCCUCGCCAUCGCGAAGAAACUUGGCAUGCCCCUCAACUUCUCCUCCGCGUUGGGCAGUCCCGUCUUGCGAGGCGAUCAGCUAGACGCCAUGUCCGAAGCGGAGUUGGCGGAGCAGAUUCCCCGCGUGACUGUUUUCGCCCGCACGAGUCCCGACCACAAACUCAAAAUCAUCCGGGCCUUGCAAAGUCGCGGGGACGUCGUGGCCAUGACGGGCGAUGGUGUGAACGACGCCCCCGCGCUUAAAAAGGCCGAUAUUGGCAUCUCCAUGGGUCGGUUGGGGACGGACGUCGCGAAAGAAGCCGCCGAUAUGAUCCUCACGGACGACGAUUUCAGUACGAUAUUGAGCGCGAUCGAGGAAGGGAAGGGGAUCUUUUGGAACAUCCAGAAUUUCCUGACCUUUCAGCUCAGCACGAGUGUCGCGGCGUUGGGGCUCGUGAUGAUGAGUACGUUGGGCGGGUGGAGGAAUCCGUUGAAUGCUAUGCAGAUCCUUUGGAUUAACAUCCUAAUGGACGGCCCCCCCGCCCAAUCCCUCGGCGUGGAACCCGUCGACCCAGCCCUGCUCACCUCUCUGCCCCCGCGACCCCGACACGCCCGCGUCCUCAGCCCACGACUCAUCAAACGUGUCCUCCAAUCCGCCGCCGUCAUCCUGCUGGGCACCCUCUUCACCUACGUCCGCAACCUCACCCCGGAAGACCUGGCCGCGCACAGCGUCAGCGCGCGCGACACCACCCUCACCUUCACCCAAUUCGUCAUCUUCGACAUGUUCAACGCCCUCACCUGCCGCAGCUCCACCAAAAGCGUCGUCCUGGGUGAAGUCCCGCUCGGGUGGUGGUGGGGAAGUAGUAAAAGUGGGAGGGGAAAUGUCAUGUUCAAUUAUGCUGUGUUGGGGAGUCUGGUGGGGCAAGGGAUGGUGGUGUAUUUCCCGCCGUUGCAGCGCGUGUUUCAGACGGAGGCGUUGGGGGUCGGGGAUUUAUGCGGGUUGGUGGCGAUGGGGAGUCUCGUGUUGUGGGUGGAUGAGGGGAGGAAGUGGUGGGAGCGAAGACGAGGCGGUGGGGGAGGGUUGGCGGGGUAUAGUCGGCGGGUGUAAGUCCAGAGUUUGUAGGUAGGGAGAUGAAUACUUUACUGUUUGCUCCGAACAAAAGUGCACUCGUGCGUAGGGGUGAGAUAUGGGUCAGAUAGGCUUGUGCUUAACCGGGAACCUGGUCGGCGUGACUCGAGGGUGAGCAUGAGUGGUUCGUGAACAACAUGACGCAGACGAGUAUGGUGUCCGGGGAAGAAGGAGGUUUAUACUCAUCGGCACGUCCCCUUAACUUAAAAGUGUACUGCCCGCUAUGCCCAUCAUGUUGCGGAGACAUAGGGCUUGCAAGUCGUUGGUCUCGGGACGGGGCCAGUCGGGAGG
Messenger RNA from Baudoinia panamericana UAMH 10762, 3744 nucleotides. RefSeq lists its product as uncharacterized. The transcript has 2 exons. NCBI's taxonomy places the organism in Eukaryota, Fungi, Ascomycota, Dothideomycetes, Mycosphaerellales, Teratosphaeriaceae. Bases 229 to 3432 code for a protein of 1067 amino acids. Gene Ontology annotation, cellular component: Golgi membrane; endoplasmic reticulum; plasma membrane. The record is from RefSeq and is a predicted model, not a curated record. Gene Ontology annotation, molecular function: ATP binding; ATP hydrolysis activity; P-type calcium transporter activity. Gene Ontology annotation, biological process: calcium ion transmembrane transport; manganese ion transport; intracellular calcium ion homeostasis.